Molecule: messenger RNA, 1428 nt
Organism: Lates calcarifer (barramundi perch)
Lineage: Eukaryota; Metazoa; Chordata; Actinopteri; Centropomidae
Gene: qng1
Product: Q-nucleotide N-glycosylase 1
Exons: 7
Coding region: 114-1133 (339 amino acids)
Source: RefSeq, a predicted model, not a curated record
ACAGCGGACGCUCUGAUUGGUGAACAGCUAGAAACCAGGUAGUGGAAAUACGGCGCAGCACGGGUUUUUGCUUAGUGUUUUACCUGCAGUUCUCGGUAAGUUCAGUAUCCAUCAUGGAAACGGCUCUGCUUCCUCGCGAGUCCGGCCAGUUCAUAGCGGAGCGGAGUCGGGAUGUGUUUGUGGAGGAGGAAGGAGUGCAGAAGGUGGCAGAGAUGCUCUACAUCCUCCGACACAGUGACAGUCUGACUGCCAGUGGCUGGAAGACGGCAAAUCCAUUGGCCCCAGCGCCCACAUCUGACCAGGCCUUGAACUGGGUUUUUGUGGUAGACACCCUGAACUUCUCCUUUUGGCCAGAGAAAGAAACUCAACAGUGUGAGGUGACCUACAAAGGGACGACAUACACAGGUUACAUGACACUGUGUGCUGCCAUCAUGAGGGCCAUGGAUGAAGGUAUACCCAUCACUGAUCCCAAGUACUUCUCUCAGAUGAGUGUGGAGGAGUUGGGUCAUGUCCUUCGAUCAGACAAUGAAACACCUAUGCCGAUGCUUCAGGAGCGCCACCAGGUGCUGACUGAAGGCGGACGCGUACUGCUGGAACACGGCGGAAGCUUCCGCAGUUUUAUCAGCCAAGCCAGGAACGAUGCCCGGAAGAUGGUGGAGCUCGUUGUGGAGAAGAUCCCUUCCUACAGGGACGAAGCUACGUAUGAGGGGAAGAGAAUCUCAUUCUACAAACGAGCCCAGAUCCUGGUGGCAGAUUUCUGGGGCGUCUUGGCGGCCAGAGGAGAGGGAGACAUCAUUAACAUGGACUGGCUUACCAUGUUCGCAGACUACAGGGUCCCACAGGCUCUCGUCUACCUCGGAGCAAUACGAUACUCUGACACACUGAUGCAAACGCUGAAGAACGGCGAGCUGCUGUGUUCAGGGGACAGGAGAGAGGUCGAGAUCCGAGGUUGCUCAAUCUGGUCUGUGGAACUGAUCAAAGACAGACUUUGCCAGCUGGUGCGGGAGAGAGACGGACAGACCUGCAACGUCAACUCUGCAAUCAUCGACUUCUACCUGUGGCCUUACGCCAAGCAGCACCACAAAGAGAUGGCCCACAUUCCCAUACACCACACACGCUGUAUUUACUAUUGACAAGCCGGCUGGCAGCAUUACAUACAGUAGGCUGCACUUCUCAGUGUGCAGACUUGGCACCGGUGCCUUUUCCUGGGAUAAAGCCAAGCAUGUCCUUGUGCCAAAUAUAUGUACAAAUGGGCCUCUCUCUAGCUCUAAUGGAAACAGGUGUGAAGCUUUAAUGUAGCUUGUUUGUCUGUGUGUGGGAGGUAGCACCUUUGUCCAUUUACAGUCCAUUAACAUGUUUACUGUUGAUGAGAUGGAAAGUUUUCCAACAAACUUCUCGCUGCAACAAAAAUAAAAUAUUUUGGUUAGA